Molecule: messenger RNA, 1413 nt
Organism: Sungouiella intermedia
Lineage: Eukaryota; Fungi; Ascomycota; Pichiomycetes; Serinales; Metschnikowiaceae
Source: the annotation of a GenBank genome assembly
AUGUCUGAUAUACUAUUAGAAAUCUUCCCUCUAGAGGUUAUAGAUGUCAUCCUCCUCUUCAUGCCCAAGAAUGCAUUGACAUCUUUCUAUAACAUUCUACCUGAAGGUUCAAUACUUGUGCCGGUGGUCAUUUCCAGAUUGUACAAGAAGACGGUUGUGAGUGAAUUGGAUGAGUUAGUCAAAGCAGCUACUCUAGCUACUCACAUUGAUAAGUUGAGUUUCACAGGUAAGAAUGAACUUGUCAUGUUCUUGAAAGAGAACCCUUCCUUUAUUUCAAAAGUCUCUUUCGUUGACAUAAAGGCUUGGGAUGAAGCUGAGUACUCGAUUCUCAAAGACAUUCAAUUCAAGCGAUAUUCUCUCGAACUUAGAGGGCUAGAAUCGUUUGACACCUCAUUGAUUCCUCAAAACUUAGAAAAGAUAAUCCUCCAAUUCAAUUAUGAUCACACGCUAAAACCUAUCAAAGAAUGGCCAAGAUCAUUGUCCAAAUUAACAAUUUGCAACCAUCAACUGUUACAUCUCAUAGAGCUUCCAAAUACUCUAGAAGAAUUAUCCUGCCAUGGAGUGAAAGAAAUGUGGCACAGUUUCCCUCCUAAACUUCAGAAACUAACUAUUGAAUGUUCAAAUUGGGUCCCUUCAAACGAAUUGGAGUUUCCAGAUUCUCUCAGAGAGUUGCUGAUCGCAUACUGUCGGCUACCAACAGUCAAGAAGAUAGUGAGCAAAUUACCUAUGAAAUUGAGGAUGUUGAGAUUGGGAGAAAAUAUUGGUAGCAAGUUAUCAUUUCUCAGAUUUCCGGAUUCAAUCGAGAGUCUACACCUUGAACAAUGUGGAAUUGAAACUCUUGAGGGCUUCAUGUUUCCUAAGUCUCUCAGAGAGCUCACUUUGGAUUACAAUAGGAUCUUGAACAUGCAAAAUUUGAAUUAUCCAGAAUCUCUCGUUAUCCUUCGAUUAAGUUGCAACGUUAUUGAGAAUUUGGAUUGCUUCGAUUUUCCUCGUCUGCUUCGAGAACUUUAUAUUUCGGAGAAUGGACUUGUCAGUUUAGAUGGAAUAGCGUUUCCCGAGUUGGAAGUUCUUGAUGUAUCAGACACACUUAGAGAAAAGACCAUCACUAGUUUGAAGAAUGCUAAGUUACCUUCCACUCUCAAAGUUUUGAGGGCUAGCGGACAUGAUGUGAAAGACUGGUGGCAGACGGAACUUCCCGAUGGCUUAGAAGUGUUGGAGAUGAAGGAUCGAUUUCACCCAGAGAGAAUAAGAUUUCCACCCAGUUUGGAACAGCUCACACUCGAGUUACUCAGCUCACGAAAAUUCAACGUGUCCCAACUCAAUCUCCCGCAAUCACUUCAAACGCUUGAAAUAUUGAACGGAAGAAGUGAUGAGAGCUUUGUGUGGAAACUUGCAGAAGAUGGUAUUGAUUGA